AUGUACAUCAGCGAGGCGGACGUAACGACGGAAUUUCACCAGAGAUUGCGCCAUUACCUCAGGAACAGUGGAGUUUGGGCGGUGUUACGGACCUACCUUGAUCUACCGGAAUGGCUCUUAAACACGAACGGAAAGAGUCCGCAACAGAAGGACAUGGAGCCUACUAAGGAUCUGACUCGACGGGCAUCAUCUCCUGCCGUUCACUGCGGAUCAGCUGGACAUACUGCCGAGGCUUGGCUACGAAGCGGAGGUGCUUCGAAAUCUUCCAGAUUCAUGAAUGUCUUCAUAGAUGUUCUACGACUCCUGGCAAUGCACAAGCUCUGCACAUGGAGUUUGGAAGAUGUUCAGUAUGCCGAUCCCGAAAGCGCUGAGCUGAUUCAUCACAUCGUGCAAGCCAAAAUUCCGCUUGUUCUUAUGCUCACGUACAGCGACGAAGAGACCCUACCCCGAGAACUCACCCCACUACUGCGUCACGCUACCAGAGUACAACUUCUUCCUUUUGUAGAGGCCCAGACGGCCGACUACGUGGCUGAGACGCUCCACCGGGACCAUCAGUAUAUCCUUCCUCUAGUAGCGGUAAUUCAGGAGAAGUCUCGAGGCAACCUCUUCUAUAUACGCGAGAUACUAGACACUUGCUAUCGGAAACGCUGUGUGUACUACGAGUGGCGGGAGAACACCUGGGUUUUCGACCUAGACAAAGUCUUCGCCGUUUUCGAGAGUCCAGAGUAUGGGUCAUCUGUUACGACUGACUUUAUAACAAAGCGGUUGACAGAAUUACCAUCUUCCAGUAGGAAGCUCUUGGCAUGGGCAUCCCUCCUGGGCGGCACUUUCUCGUUCGAACUUCUGAAGAAGCUCCUUCAGCCUACCAAUAAGCCCGCAGCUCAUGGGAGGCUACCACUUUUCGAGAGAGACGAGUCUGCCGUCACAGCUCUUGAUGCAGCAUUGAAAGCCUACGUACUCAUGCCUGCUGAACAAGAUGCUCGAUUCAGAUUCAGUCACGAUCGGUACCUUACAGCGGCUGUGAACUCCCUCGACAAGGAAUGGGAUACACAGUUGAUGCACUUCACCAUUGCCAAGAUGAUAACAUCCGGCGAGGAGUAUAACGACGACUCAACGUCAGGUUCCAAGGCGUUGUACAUGCAGAGUCGCCACAUCUGUCUCGCUGCAGAACUGAUCAAGACCAAGGAAACAGUGCGAGCUCCAUUCCGCGAUAUGCUGUAUCAAGCUGGAGAAACUGCAUGCGAGUCGGGCGCGCGAUCAACUGGCAUCUACUAUUUCGCGCACAGCCUCAUGCUUCUGCAAGACGAUCCAUGGAACGACAAUAUGCCGGACGUAUCCUACCAAGAGACGUUGCAACUCUUUGUGCGCUCGGCAGAAUGCUAUUGGCACCAGGGCAUGUUCGAUGAGGCUCUUAGCUUGAUCCGGACGACCUUCCAGCAUGCCCGCGAUCCCUGCGAUAUGGCUAGUUCGUUCAUUCUACAGUCUAGGGUGUUCGCUAUUCGCGGCGACAGUUUCGGUGCGUUCCAGGCUCUCAAAGACUGUUUGUCUUUGCUCAAUUCCCCUAUUCCUCCGACAACAUGGGAGGCGUGCGAUGCUCAGUUUCAGCAGAUAUAUGGCACGCUUCAGAACAUCGAUAAGGAAGAACUGCUCAAGCGGCGUCCGUCUCCUGAUGACCGUGUCCUGAUGACUAUUGGGCCUGUCUUCAUCGAACUCCUUAGUGCGGCGUUCUGGUCGAACAGCCUGCUUUUCUAUCAGGCGACGCUGAAGCUUAUCACCGUCCAUCUCGAAAAGGGUACCAUGUCACAGGUUGCCCUUGCAUACGUGCAUCUGGGCACUGUUGCGGGCGGUCGUUUCGGAAUGACGAAUUUCGCAGUCGACAUGGGUGCGAUUGCAAAGCGAAUAUUUCAGAUGUUUCCUGAAGACUACUACACCCUGGGACGAGGUCAAACUUUGCAGCCAAUGUUCCUGGGUCACUUGGAAGCGCCUGUAGGCGAUCUGAUACCGAGCUUAGAAGCAGCCUUGCAGGCUUCACUAACUGCUGGCGAUCGCAUCCUCACACUUCUGAAUCUUGGUGUACAGGCUCACUUCAGGGUCAUGGCUUCAUACGACGUCGCAGAAUUGGAAGCAUGGAUUGAGGAAACACCGCUCGAUAUGCGAAACUGGCAGAAAGACAUGCGUGGAGGAGUUUUUCUCAUGGCUGCUCGUCAAUAUGCAAGAGCGCUCCAGGGAAAGACUGACUCAAGCAACGCUCUUUCCCUCCUCUCGGAUGACGAUCACAAUGAGGUCGAGUACAUUGAGUUCCUCGAAAAUACGGCCAGCAAUCCCAAGCGUCCCAAGUCUAUCUAUCUUGCAACCAAACUUCCGUUGUUGGUACUCUAUGGUCAUCAUUCGGAUGCAGUGGCUCUUGGGGAGAUGCUACUUCCAAUGCUGAGCAGUCUCUGGUCAGAAAGACUCAAUUACUCGGUUCGAUACUACUUAUCGUUGGCAUACAUGGCUGUCCUCCGAGAGAAGCCCGCUCAUAGCCGGAGAGACGAGAUGGUAAAACAUGUUCAUGAGACCCUCAAAUUGCUCGAGACAUGUUGCACCACCACUGAUGUCAACUACCGGGGCUGGAUACAUCUUCUCACUGCCGUCCUCGGGGAUGUUAAUGCCGAUCCGCAAUCCGCGCUGGAGAAUUAUGAGGCAGCCAUGGAGCAUAGCGAACGUUACGAGUUUGCAUUGGACGAAGCGUUUGCUCUCGAGCUCUACACUGGAUGGUUGGUAGACAAGAAGGCCUACAGGGCGGCCCGACAUUCUUUGAAAGACUGCAUCUCGGUAUAUCGGAGGAUGUCAGCAUAUGGAAAAGCAAAUCACUUCGCGAGUCGGUAUGAGUGGCUAGUGCGUAGCGGCGCCUCGCUCACGACAGUAGACCAAGCUGUACAAACCUCCCUCGUAGACACGGGUAACACGGCCUUCAGGCUGGAGCAAAAUGAUCAUGAUCAAUUCCUAGGCUCGGAGACUGCCGUCGAUCGAACACAGAACUGGAUUGUCCCGGAAACACGGCGCCAAGAGUCUGCUCCAGCUCUACACAACGGUCUCUCGGCUGUAGGUCUGGACAUGCUAGACCUAUCUUCAAUCUUGGAAUCGAGUCAAGUCUUGUCUAGCGAGCUCGUCGUCGAUAAACUGAUGGCAAAGAUGAGUACCAUUUUGCUCGAAUCUACGGGCGGUACCUUGUGCGGCAUAGUGAUUGAAGACUCACAAAUCGAAUGGUCGAUCGCAUGCGUUGCCACCAACGAGCCUGACAACGACAGUGGGGUCUCUUCCGGCGUCACAUCCUUCCCUGCCAGUCAACCUUUAGAUACUGUGGACGAUGUUGUUGCGCGGCAAGUGACGCUCUACACACUCCGCUUCCGAGAGAUAGUCUUCGUCCAGAACCUACUAGAAGACGACCGCUUCUCCAACGUUUCUGACGCCUACCUUCAACGAAAUCCCGAGGGGAAAGCAGUCAUCUGCAUCCCGAUUCUGCACAGCGAUCACCUUCUUGGUUCAAUAUAUGUCGAGGGCCCGCCGAAUUCGUUCACUGAACGUAACACUCAGGUUCUCCGAUUACUGGUCAACCAAAUCUCCAUCUCCCUGGCCAAUGCACUGCUUUUCAAAGAGGUGGAAAGAGUAUCCGCAAGCAACGAAGCAAUGCUUGAGAUGCAGAAACGCGCUUUGUCACAGGCGCGGGCCGCAGAGAUCAAGGCGAAAGAGGCGGAAGCCAUAGCUGUGCGUAACAUGAAGCUCAAGGAAGAAGCCGCCAAGGCAAAGAGUCUGUUCCUUGCCAACGUCUCGCACGAGUUGCGAACUCCCUUGAACGGCGUGAUUGGCAUGUCUGAGCUGUUGAAAGCUUCACCGCUGAACUCAGAACAAUCCGGAUACGCCGAUUCGAUUCGAGUCUGCGCCGAUACAUUGCUCUCGAUCAUAAACGACCUAUUGGACUAUUCCAAGCUCGAAGCUGGCAAGAUGAACGUCUUGGAGAUGCCGAUUUCGUUGAACGAAACGAUUACUGAAGUCGUCCGCGCUCUGGCCUACACGAAUGCCGAAAGAGGCCUCAAAACCAUUGAGCAAUUGUAUCUGGAUCCAGAGAUGCUCGUCAUGGGCGACCCUGUCCGACUGCACCAGAUUCUGAUGAACUUGUUAUCCAACAGCUACAAAUUCACGCCACGUGGAUCUGUCACUGUCCGCGCUGUUCUUGACCAAGAGACAGAUGACUGGGCAGAUAUAACUUGCAGCGUUAUAGAUACUGGCAUCGGUAUCCCAGACGAACAGAAACAGAAAUUGUUCCUCCCUUUCUCGCAGAUAGAGUCAAGCUCCGCUAGGAGUUACGGUGGCACUGGCCUUGGUCUGAGUAUUUGCAAAGCCCUCAUAGAGAACGUUAUGCACGGUACAGUACGUCUCGACAGCCAGCCAGGCCAAGGUACAACGGUCACGUUUUCGUUACGGUUCAAGAAAGUGCCGAAAGCGCAAGCAGGAAGUCAGCAGCAAAGGGCACGAGAGCCAGACCCUAUGGCUAGGUUCUCAAGCCAGGAAAACAAUGGUCAUGAGCAAUUGUCGGGUUCCUGCAUCGAUCUUUCCACGAUACCCAGACGAGAACUACGGGUCUGCAUCGCGGAAGACAACUUGAUUAAUCAGCGCAUCGCAAUCAGCUUCGUGCAAAAGCUUGGCUUCAAAUGCGACGCUUAUCUCGACGGAUACAAGACUAUCGACGCUCUUGAGCGUGCUUCGGAGAAUGGGCGCCCCUUCCAUCUUAUUCUCAUGGAUGUGCAAAUGCCGCAUUGCGAUGGCUACGAAGCUACGAAACUGAUCCGCAAGCAUCCCAAUCCCGAGAUUCGAAAUGUACUCAUCAUUGCCAUGACCGCUUCCGCUAUCCAAGGAGACCGCGAGAAGUGCCUGGAAUCCGGCAUGAACAAUUACCUCGCGAAACCGGUUCGCGCGCAGACGCUCAAAGCGCUACUGGACUCAUACCUGAACAAGAACAAGGAGGUGGAGGAAAUCCCCAAUCUUGCGAUCGAGGCGAAGAAGUUGGUCAAACAAGCAUUGAACGAAGCCGAAGCGCUGCCUGAUGUCACGAGUGGACACAAGGAUCUCGAGAAAGACGUGCAGAAUGGAAAUGCUGCAGAAGACGGGAAGAAGCUUGAAAGGCCGUCCAGCGUUCGUAUGAGCACCACCCAACACAUAUUACCCAACGGCAAGACGGAGACUGUACCGCCUUCCGAGUAA
Molecule: messenger RNA, 5241 nt
Organism: Alternaria metachromatica
Lineage: Eukaryota; Fungi; Ascomycota; Dothideomycetes; Pleosporales; Pleosporaceae
Exons: 6
Coding region: 1-5241 (1746 amino acids)
Biological process (GO): protein autophosphorylation; phosphorelay signal transduction system
Molecular function (GO): phosphorelay sensor kinase activity; histidine phosphotransfer kinase activity; protein binding
Source: RefSeq, a predicted model, not a curated record